Molecule: messenger RNA, 339 nt
Organism: Magnolia sinica
Lineage: Eukaryota; Viridiplantae; Streptophyta; Magnoliopsida; Magnoliales; Magnoliaceae
Exons: 1
Coding region: 1-339 (112 amino acids)
Source: RefSeq, a predicted model, not a curated record
AUGGAAGUCGCACCGAGCUGGAUGGACCUGAUUUACAAUUACCUCAUAUCUGGUGAGGUCCCCUCGGACAGGCUGGAAGCAAAACGUCUGAAGAUCAGAGCUGCAUGGUAUAUAGUCUUAGAUAGGAUCUUGUACAAGAAAGGGCAUUCACAGUCCUACCUCAGGUAUUUCCGACCCGAUGAAGCAGAUUAUGUGAUUCGGGAGAUUCAUAAAUGCAUCUGCGGAAACCAAUCCGGAGGUCGGGCCCUGUCUCUAAAGAUACUCUGUCAAGGAUAUUUCUGGCUGACCAUCGGGGAAGAAUCAAAGAACCAUGUCCAGAGGUGUGAUAAGUGUCAGUGA